CAAAAACCUCUCCCUCUUCUUCUUCUUCUUCUUCUUCUUCUCUAUCACACUUCCCCUCUUUCUUCCCCAAACACAAACCCUAAUUCCUCUCCCUCACUCUCUCCAAUGGCCAAAUCCAUCACCCCAAACGCCAUCUCCACCUUGAUCGCAAACCCCUCCCCUGACUCCUCCUCAGAUCUCCCCGAACUCAUUGUCCAAGUCCUCGAUCUCAAACAAAGCGGCAUGAACAGAUACAUGUUUGCUGCGAACGAUGGAAAAUUGAAGCUGAAGGCGAUUCUUCCUUCCAGCAUGUACUCUGAGGUUCUCUCUGGGAAUAUUCAGAACUUAGGGUUGAUUCGCAUCCUUGAUUACACUGUCAAUGAUAUACCCAAUAAGCCUGAGAAAUACCUUAUUGUGACCAAGUGUGAAGCGGUUUCUCCUGCGCUUGAAAUGGAGAUCAAGACUGAGCAAACCGCUGCUGGUAUUGUUUUGAAGCCCAGGGAGGACGGUGGAGUCAAGAGCGAAGCUGCUGCUGGGAUUGUUCUGAAGCCGAAGCAGGAAAUGGUGACGAAAUCGGCUGCUCAGAUUGUACACGAGCAACAUGGAAAUGUGGCUCCUGCUGCACGAAUGGCGAUGACACGCAGGGUGCGUCCUCUUGUUUCUUUGAAUCCUUAUCAGGCUAAUUGGACGAUUAAGGUCAGUGUUACCAGCAAAGGGAACAUGCGUACAUAUAAGAAUGCUAGAGGGGAAGGUUGUGUCUUCAAUGUUGAGUUGACAGAUGAAGAAGGUACUCAAAUUCAAGCAACAAUGUUCAAUGAUGCUGCGAGGAAAUUUUAUGACAAAUUUGUUUUGGGAAAGGUUUACUACAUUUCUAAGGGAACUUUGAAAGUUGCUAACAAACAGUUCAAAACUGUUCAAAAUGAUUAUGAAAUGACUCUGAAUGAGAACUCUGAGGUAGAAGAGGUGGCCAAUGAAGCGGUUUUUGUUCCUGAAACUAAAUUCAACUUUGUCCAGAUUGAUCAGCUGGGUCCUUUUGUCAAUAAGAAUGAACUUGUUGAUGUUGUUGGAGUUGUUCAGAAUGUGUCUGCAUCAACAAGCAUUCGUCGGAAGAUCAAUAAUGAGACUAUUCCUAAGCGUGAUAUCACUAUUGCUGAUGAAACGAAGAAGACAGUAGUUGUGUCUUUGUGGAAUGAUCUUGCAACUAACAUAGGACAAGAGUUGCUGGACAUGGCUGAUAAAUCUCCGGUAGUUGCAAUCAAAGCCCUCAGGGUUGGGGACUUUCAAGGUGUUUCUUUGUCAACUAUAAGCAAAAGUCUGGUUCUGAUAAAUCCAGACAUACCUGAAGCAAAGAGACUAAAAUGCUGGUAUGAUGCUGAAGGUAAGGAUGCUCCACUGGCUUCUGUUGGCUCUGGUUCAAGUGCAACAUCCCCCAAUGGAGCUAGAUCGGUGUAUGCUGAUCGGGUUCCACUCUCUCACAUAACCACUAACACAUCCCUGGGGCAGGACAAGCCUGUGUUUUUCAGUGUUAGAGGGCAUAUAAGUUUCAUAAAGCCAGAUCAGACAAUGUCGUAUCGGGCCUGCAAGACUUGCAAUAAGAAAGUUACUGAAAGCUUUGGUGCUGGGUACUGGUGUGAAGCUUGCCAGAAAAAUGAUGAACAAUGCAGUUUAAGGUAUAUCAUGGUUGUAAAAGUUUCUGAUGCAAGUGGUGAGGCUUAUAUCUCAGUCUUUAAUGAUGAAGCUGAGAAGAUUGUUGGGUGCUCUGCUGAUGAGCUAGACAACCUUAAGCAACAGGAGGGAGAAGACAAUCCUUAUCAGUUGAAAUUGAAACAAGCUACCUGGGUUCCACACCUAUUCCGAGUCAGUGUUUCUCAGAAUGAGUAUAACAACGAGAAGAGGCAAAGGAUAACAGCACGGGCUGUUGUUCCUGUUGACUUUGCUGCGGAGUCAAGACUCCUCUUGGAAGAGAUAUCAAAAAUGAAAGCUGCACAAUAAGAUGGAUAUGGUGAUUUACAGUUUCUAAAACUUUUGGUUAACAGCUUUUUGGCAAAUGUUAUUGAUUGUAAUUAUAAAGUCCUCAGCUGGUUUAUAUUAUACAUUUGCUGACUUCCAGAUUGAAAUGCAAUGUUGCAUCUUCAAGUUAUUAGAUAUCGGCAUUCACGUUAGUGAUUUUAUGUCAUGGAUCAUUGCCUUGUUCUUUUA
Messenger RNA from Lotus japonicus, 2178 nucleotides. RefSeq names its product replication protein A 70 kDa DNA-binding subunit B. Gene Ontology annotation, biological process: double-strand break repair via homologous recombination; telomere maintenance via telomerase; DNA replication. Lineage: Eukaryota; Viridiplantae; Streptophyta; Magnoliopsida; Fabales; Fabaceae. Gene Ontology annotation, cellular component: nucleus; DNA replication factor A complex. The record is from RefSeq and is a predicted model, not a curated record. Gene Ontology annotation, molecular function: single-stranded telomeric DNA binding; damaged DNA binding. Bases 106 to 1971 code for a protein of 621 amino acids. The transcript is spliced from 12 exons.